Pichia kudriavzevii is the source of this 1779-nucleotide messenger RNA. RefSeq lists its product as uncharacterized. Gene Ontology annotation, biological process: regulation of DNA-templated transcription; DNA-templated transcription. Lineage: Eukaryota; Fungi; Ascomycota; Pichiomycetes; Pichiales; Pichiaceae. The transcript has a single exon. Gene Ontology annotation, molecular function: zinc ion binding; DNA binding; DNA-binding transcription factor activity, RNA polymerase II-specific. The coding region runs from base 1 to 1779 and encodes 592 amino acids. The record is from RefSeq and is a predicted model, not a curated record.
AUGGUGAUGAAGACUAUAGCGUGUGUAGCCUGCAAGAGACGCAAAGUGAGAUGUGACUCGUCCAAACAGGUUCCCUGCAGUAACUGUGUACGAUAUGGGAAGCACUGCAUUGCCAGCGAUGAUAGACGUAGUUUACGGCCAACAUACCAGGAGUUGGAGACCUUAAGAGAGAGAGUCAAGCAGCUGGAGAGACACGUACAAGAGCUGAAUUCAGAUGUUCUCAUUCAGCGAGAGGAAGUUAUGCAAGAAGCCAGUCCGGUUUAUCCAAAGCCUAGGAGUUUCCAGAGUUUGUAUAGGCACAAGGUGAACAUCUAUGGUCCUCCAAGUAUAUUUGAUGAGGAUGGAGAAGAUGGCGAAAGAGAGGGGGAGAAUCUAGAUGACGAAGAGGGGGGAGAUGGUGCCGAGAAUAAUAUGAAGAAGAGAAAAAUGGAUAUGUAUAAGAAUGAGAGACUGGGGUAUCUAGGAGAGAAUGUUGAUACCAUCAGUGAUUGCAGCAGUGAGAGGAGUAUUAGUAAGCGGAACAAUUUGUCUAAGAUUGUUUUAGUCAGUCCAGUCAACAAGCUAAACAAGGAUCCAAAGGUGAUACAGUUUGUCAAGACUUUCUUUCAGUGGUUCUACCCUGAUUUACACAUGUUUAUUCCAAGGGAAACGUUUUUAGUUGAGUUUUAUCAUCCAAGAAGAGAACAGGUUUAUUGUAAUAUUGCGUUAGUAUAUGCAAUCUGUGCCAUUGCAGGCGGAGGCGAUGGAUAUUACGAGGUUGCGAGGAAACAGAUGGAGAAGCCGUCCAGUGCAGUCAUUGGUAUCCAGGGGAACAUAUUACUUGGAUUAUACGAGCUAAGGAAGGGGGACCGAAGGAAGGCAUGGCUAUCGGUUGGUCUGGGUCUACGUAUUGGAUUGGAGAGUGGGUUCCAUUUAAAGUUGGAGAGGGCAAACAAGUUAAUGGUACUAUUUAGGAGCCGGAUAUAUUGGGGGUGUUUUAUAAUUGAUCACCUAAUGAGUUUCCUCCUUGGACGUCCCCCAAUGUUGAGGAUUGAGGAGUCAAGUAUCGAGGAGAGUGAGAAGGUUCCUGAUUUAGAAUGGAUCAAGGAGUUCAACUUUGCCGGCAAGGGUAUAUUAGAUGUCAGUGCUACAUUAAGGGCUAUAGUUUCAUUGAUCAUCAUUGUAGACGAAUGGAUCCUUGGUAGGUGUGAGGACGUUGAACUUAUAAAUGGCCAUCUACAACGAUGGAGAAACGAGUUGAGUGAAGAGAUGCAAUGGGAUGAGGGUAAGCUGAAAUCUAAGGCCUAUCAUCCACCAGACGUUGUACAUAUUAUGUACUACUAUAUGGUAUUUAUUGGUAUCAAUCGUCUAUAUGGGGAAGGUGAGUUUCUUGAUAACGCCAUUAAUGAAGGAGUACUGGUUAUACAAACCCAUAUUGAGGCUCAUGGAAUUAUGAGAUGUACAUUGCUUAUGCAUUGUUUGGCACGAACCAUCCUUAAGGUGCGUCCUGGCCAUUCUCUCUGUGUAGGAAUUCUCGAGGAGAGGGUACCAAACACGGGUGCUGACCAUGAUGCUGGUGUUAAUGCACUCUCCUCUAUAGGAGUUGGUCGUGGUGGUGGUGAUGAUGAUGCCCAGAACGCUGUCUACAAUGUUACACAGAAUGGCAAUUACAACAUGCAAACUGGAGAUACGCAUACCAACCACUUCCUCGAUAUGGAGCUUGACUUAUCGGACACAGCCGACUCCGAUAUGAAUAUGAUUCUCGACAUCGAGAGGUGGUUUACUCUUCUCCCAGAGUGA